AUGGUCGCGAUCACAGAAGAUACUUUUGCCCCUCGAUUUGCGAUUCUACAAGACUUGUUCAGCGACAGCAUAUCUACACAGCAAGCCGUUGAAUAUUUGGCCUCCAUCUCCUUGGCAGACGAGUCAGAUCCCGAGGGAGGAAUUACCAGCCUAUGGAGCUUGAUAUUCAAGUGUGCAUACGACUUCCCCGAUCACCAUGACAAACUCGUCAAUGUGCUAGUCCAACUCUCAAAACUCCCCAAUGCAAAAACAUCAACCGGGAAUUCCAUUUCGCUGCACGAUAUGCAAGUCUGGAAAGACCUACCAAUGCUUGGCUGGCAACUCCGCGAUGAGUGGAAUGCAUCCGUACCGGCUGGACCCUCCGACUCUCGCCAAAACGCAAUCUCGCGAAUUAUCAACCGGGACAGAUUCACCGCACGGUUAAUGGCGACAAAAGAGCCUGUCUUUAUAUACUCCUGGUUUGCGCUGAUUACCUUGCGCGAGGCACUGGAAAUACCAACAGAGCAAUCCGGGGGAAACUAG
Penicillium verrucosum is the source of this 522-nucleotide messenger RNA. RefSeq names its product DUF3632 domain-containing protein. The record is from RefSeq and is a predicted model, not a curated record. The transcript has a single exon. NCBI's taxonomy places the organism in Eukaryota, Fungi, Ascomycota, Eurotiomycetes, Eurotiales, Aspergillaceae. The coding region runs from base 1 to 522 and encodes 173 amino acids.